CAACACCGGCCUCCUUUUCCGGAAGUUGCGUAGCAAACAUGGCGGACAAUAAAGUAAACAGUCUUCCUGAUGCUAACAGCUCGUCGAAUAGCGGCGAUUUUUCAACAAACCCCACGUCGACACAGUCACUGGAAGAUGAAAAACAAGAGGAUAUUGUGACUGAAUACAGCCAGGACCUUAAAAGCGUCCUGGUUACCAGCGUUUUAAACCUGGAGAAGCUGGAUGUGGACUUAUACAGAGGGACACAUCAUUGGGUACCCCGCACUCAGCGCUUGUUUGGGGGUCAAAUAAUUGGUCAAGCCCUUGUUGCUGCAGCCAAAUCUGUCAGUGAUCACCUGUAUGGCCACUCUCUACACUGCUACUUUGUCAGAGCAGGGGAUCCUAAAGUUCCCGUGCUGUACCAGGUGGACCGCACGAGAGAUGGUCGCAGUUUUACAGUGCGCUCGGUGAAAGCCAUCCAGCAUGGACAACCCAUAAUGAUCUGCCAGGCGUCCUUCCAAAUGCCACAGCCAAGCCCCCUGCAGCACCAGUUCACCAUGCCGGUGGUUGUUCCGCCUGAAGAACUCCUUACGGUGGAGGAACUCAUCCAGAUUUAUCUCAGUAAACCUGACCUGGCUGAAAAUGCAAGACAAAGCCUUAGCAAACUGCUGGCAAAUGAAGUCCCCAUUGACAUCAAACCAGUCAACCCUUCACAGUUUUACAGACCUGCCGCAGAUGACCCGAAGAAAUUAUUUUGGGUGCGAGCACGUGGACACAUUGGUGAAGGCAACAUGAAGCUGCAUUGCUGCGUUGCUGCUUAUGUCUCGGAUUUUGCCUUACUGGGCAUUGCAAUUCUGCCUUAUCCAAAGUACAGGGCCAAGUUCACGGCCUCCCUGGACCACGCCAUGUGGUUCCACAACACAUUCCGCAGCGAUGAAUGGAUGUUGUAUGAGUGUGAGAGCCCAUGGGCAGGGGGCAGUAGAGGGCUGGUUCAAGGCCGUCUGUGGAGAAGAGAUGGGGUCCUGGCUGCUUCUUGUUCACAGGAGGGGGUCUUGAGACUCAAACCAGUGGCAGAGCCCAGCAAACUGUAGUUUUAUAGGUUCUCAUUUUAUUUAAAAAUAUUUUAUUGAAUUAUCUCAUCACUGGAAAUAAAUCGUUGAAAAAGGA
Nerophis ophidion (straightnose pipefish) is the source of this 1146-nucleotide messenger RNA. It is a transcript of the gene acot8, whose product is annotated as acyl-CoA thioesterase 8. Gene Ontology annotation, molecular function: fatty acyl-CoA hydrolase activity. The record is from RefSeq and is a predicted model, not a curated record. Gene Ontology annotation, biological process: acyl-CoA metabolic process; fatty acid catabolic process. NCBI's taxonomy places the organism in Eukaryota, Metazoa, Chordata, Actinopteri, Syngnathiformes, Syngnathidae. Gene Ontology annotation, cellular component: peroxisomal matrix. Bases 39 to 1070 code for a protein of 343 amino acids. The transcript is spliced from 6 exons.